GUGCGAGCGUUUGGUUUGGAGGGAGGUGUGUGUGUCAUACUCCACUGGCUAGCUCAGAUACCCGCCUCUCGCAUAUAUAGUGCGCGUGGAACUCGAGCAAAGCGCAAAUUAAAAGGUUUGUGGCCGCGUCUAGACGAGGCGCAGCUGGGUUGAUUGUUGAGUUCGUUCGUUCGGAAAGUUUGGAGUUCCAAUUGUCUGUUCCAUGUCUGUAGUUUCCCCCUACAUCUACUGCCCAGUGUUUGUGCCCUGCUCAGACAUGACUGAGGUGAUGAUCAGCAGCACCCCCAUGGAGGACAUCCGGCUGAGCCCCGGCAAAGACAGGCUCUCCUACCAGAUCUUCCCGGACCCAUCGGACUUUGAUCGCUGCUGUAAGCUGAAGGACCGGCUGCCCUCCAUCGUGGUCGAGCCCACAGAGGGGGAGGUGGAGAGCGGGGAGCUGCGAUGGCCCCCGGAGGAGUUUGUGGUCAGCGAGGAAGAGGAGGAGGACGACGAAGAAGAUGAGGAACAGCACGCGCACAACAACGGCAACCUGCAAAACGGACAAGCCACGCAAAUCUCCCAGCACUAGGCUCCCGUCCGCUCCCCCCGCCACCACCAGCCGCCAUCUUGGUAGACUCCAACCCAAAGUAACAUUCUGUCACCAGACCAAAAUAUUUCUUUCAGCAAUAUUUUGUUCCUCAGUGUUCUGUCAUCGAUGGAAUUUAAAGACACUGGUUUUCUUCAUUUUCAACAAGAAUGAACUUUCUUGAAUGGACCUUUUUGUUUUUUUCACAUCAUUAAAAGUUACAGAAAGUUUUGGAAAACUCUGGAGAAGCUGCGUCUCUGUAGCACGACGUCAACAACAUAAGCAAUAACAUUUUAAUUAUGAUUUUGGUUUUUUUUUGGCAAGGUAAACGUCAUUUUGCUCUUCCUUAGCCUUCCACUGUGUCUACCGGAAGUCGUGAUGUUUGGGGAGGGGGCACCCGCAGCCCUUUAGCCCAUGGACAGAGCCUCGCUGCUGGGUUAAGGCUGCUUUGUGUUGUCCUCUGUUGUGGUUUGUCCCAAAGGCUUUGAUUUCUGCACAUGUUCACACUGACCGAAGAUUCUGUUGGGGUUGAGAUGGGCAGUUGGAUAAACAUAGAUGCUCGUUUGUGUAAGCAGUUAAAUGAAGGGACCAUUUUGUUACUGUUGUUGGGCCUAAAAAGUUCAAAUGGUUAUGUGUAUAUAUUGAUGCCCUACAAAGCUUAACAUAAAGUAAGAAAGCUUCGAACAAAAUGACUUGAUUUGGUCUUAUUCAAUCUUUUUGAAAUGAAGAUGCACUGUGCAAAUUUUUAGGUGUGUCGGGGUUUGUCCAUCACCUGCUUGUCGCCAUGGAGAUGUUAUUGGAUUGCCUAAAAUGACCCACAGUAUGGCAUUAAACUAUCUAGCUUGCAUUUAUUCAAUUAUACGUGUUUUUGUUGCUCAGAUAUUCAUGCAUCUUGAAUAUUAUGAGCUUUUUGUGCGCAGUGCUGCCUCUCCAGAGAGCUGAGUUUUAAGUUGGCCUGGUCGUCUCCAUGGAGAUAGACAAGUUUAAUGUCAUGCUGUGGAACAUUCCAGACAAACCGAUGGGUAAAUGAUCACGUUUAUAUAGCGCUUUUCUACCUUCAAGGCAGUCAAAGCGCUUUACAUAAAAGAACUAGUCAUCCAUUCACACACACUGGGGGUGAGGUGGGUUAAGUGUCUUGCCCAAGGACACAACAACAGUAUUCAUCUGUGGAAGCUGGAAUCACACCGCUAAGAGGAUGCGCACUCUACCAACUGAGCUACAGUUACUUUUUCACUCGCACUCACUAGAAAAGUUACAUAGUGCAUCUUUACGAAAACAAAUAUAUGAUUAUUUUGUGUGAUUAUGUUGUUCACAAUUGGGAACCAUUUCUACUCUGCCAAAAAAAAUAUAUCGCCAAAAUACAAUAAUUUCCAUAAUUUUCAGUCUAACUUGUGCAGAUUUGUCUUUUGGUGGAGUGUAUCUCUAACUGCUGUCUAAAUUCUGUCUUGUAACCGUUUUUGUGAAUAGUCUGUUGAAUUUUUCAUGUUUAAUAUUAUCCACUUCACCUGCAAUAAUUGUCUGAUUUGUCUGAUUUGUGGCCUUAUGUUCAAUAAUUUACACAAAUAUUAAUUGAGAAGGCGGCAUACCAGCAUAUUCUACCUAUGUAUAUUUUUAAAAGUCAGUCUGGCAAUGUUGUGAGUGAAUUGGUGACUGGUGAAAAAGAUUUUAAAGAUUUUUGUGGGAGGAAUAUGAAAAUUGUUUUAAAAAAAAAACAUACAAAAAAUGCAAUGUACAGACCCAUGAAGAAUAUUUGUAAAUAUUUGUAGUUCUUUGUAUUAGAAAAGUAGUGUGAUUUCCUCUGGGUGGUUUGUAUCAAAAAUAAAGAAGUCUUCCUUUUUGCAAACAUUUAUAUUGUCGUAAUAUGAUAUGAGUGGGCAGUAUCUCAAACAGUAAUGUUUAAACAUGUUCACCAUUUUGUCAUUUCAAGAACUUGUGUGUAUGGUUUGGUUUAUACAAUUCUUCUAAUAAAUAGCAAAAAAUAUUUGAUAGCCCCUGCCAAGCAUGAAUGACGCUGUGUCCACACUUUGCAGUUUGAAAUGUUGUUAAAGACUCAACUGGUAGAUUUUUAUGCCGUUUGCCCAGGUAUUGCCUGAAGACACACACUUAAUACUAUUAGAACCAUCUACUUUAUUGUUUGAGGGCAAAUGCUUAUGGAGUGUGCCACUGUCACUUUGUCAGCAAUCUCACCAAAAUACAAAAAAAUAUCUUCUAUAUUUUGAUUGUAUAUGGUGCCACAGAGAGUUGAGGAUGACAAUAUGACUGCAUUGUCAACAGCUACACAACUUUUUUUUUCCUUUUUUUUUUUUUUUUUGUGGCAACUGGCAACCUACAUUUAUUUGAUAAUGUUUAUUGAAUAUUUUGGUAUCCAUUUUUUACAUAUAUUUUUUUUAAACUGUAGAUUUUAGGGAUGCAAGAUAAAUCACAAUUGAAUUUGAGAAAAAUUGCAAUUUGAAUGGACACAACUGGCAAAUCAGGCUGCAAGGUUUGAAAUGCCAUAAUUUCCUUAAAACAUGAACUUUAUAAAUUGCAAAUCUAAUCGCAACGCUUAUCACAAAAUUUGCAAUAGGAUAUUUUACUCAAAUCAUCCAGCUCUAAUAGGUAGGCUUAUUUGGAAGUAGAACCUUGGUAAACAUCUAUUUUUGUGGCAACUGGCAAACUACAUUUAUUUGAAUAUUAUAAAAACUCAUACCAAAUAUAAAGUAGUAAAUCAAAUUAAAAUGGUGUUGGUAUUGGGAUAACCUAUUAAAAUGAAACUGUGGAAGUAGGGCUUGAGUCACUAGCAUGGACUAUAUAAAGCUGCUAGCAUCAGUGUGGACAUGGCUAACAUGCAUCUUCCUAAUACGUGUGGUGUUAGCGCAGUGUGUCAUUGCACCUUUCAUACCGGGUACCAACUUCGUACUUUUAGCCAAACUGCGCAUACUUAAUAGCAACUGUGUUAAAGUCAUUUAUAGGUACUUUACAAAUUAUAUUGUGUAUUUAUAUUAAGCAUAGUUGUAAAAUCCUACCCGGUACUACGUCAAUUCGAUUACUCCUUCAUGUAUAAAUUAAUGGAGAAGCCAAUCCUCAUAUUACAAUAUAUAAAAUGUUUAAUUCAUGAUAUUUAAGUCUCCACUCCAGUAACAUGUAAAGAAAAAGGAUGUUUAGUGGUCUGCUAAAUGUACGAUAGCAUUACCAUCGAACAAAGUGUCCACUAAUUAUGUCUACGUUUAGCAGCAGCUAGCAUCCAAUGUCCACACUUGCAAAAUAGUGGAAAUCUUAGAUAGCUAUAUAUUAGAUCACAUGCUAACAACACGUAGGCCAACUUAAACCCAGAAAAUAAAUAAAACUGUUAAAUGAGGCACGUUUAGCUAGCUUAGGUUAUCUUUAAGGUUGUAAGUGGGCACCCGGUACAAAAGGGUCAUUCCACUGUGUACCAAACUGUCUUCCUUGUGUCUGCCCGCUGUUUCCAUGUUUGUGUAAAGCUCAGGGAGACGUGCCACCGCCAUCUUGUUUUUUUUGUUUUGUUUUUGGAAUCUUGCGCACUUUGUGAAACUGUAAAUAAACAUUUGCUACCCGACUGUG
Messenger RNA from Periophthalmus magnuspinnatus, 4126 nucleotides. It is a transcript of the gene lbh, whose product is annotated as LBH regulator of WNT signaling pathway. Gene Ontology annotation, cellular component: nucleus. The transcript is spliced from 3 exons. Gene Ontology annotation, biological process: positive regulation of DNA-templated transcription. Bases 203 to 568 code for a protein of 121 amino acids. The record is from RefSeq and is a predicted model, not a curated record. Lineage: Eukaryota; Metazoa; Chordata; Actinopteri; Gobiiformes; Gobiidae.